Messenger RNA from Podarcis muralis (Common wall lizard), 2466 nucleotides. Its product is annotated as RING finger protein 151-like. Gene Ontology annotation, cellular component: plasma membrane signaling receptor complex. NCBI's taxonomy places the organism in Eukaryota, Metazoa, Chordata, Lepidosauria, Squamata, Lacertidae. Gene Ontology annotation, molecular function: zinc ion binding. The record is from RefSeq and is a predicted model, not a curated record. Gene Ontology annotation, biological process: regulation of canonical NF-kappaB signal transduction.
UGCUGACAUCCUGAAUCUGGAGCAGCUGCCUUAGUCUGUUUUUGUUGACAGUUGUUAUAGCGUAAGAUGGAGGAGUCGUGGCUUUCUGUAAAACCACUUUCAGGGGUUUGUUUUUUCUUCUACACUCAAGCGGCCUAUAAAUUCUGUGAAAUAAAAUAAAAUAUGCUCUCCAGUGCCGUAGCUUAGGGGUAAGAGCAUCUGCUUGCCUGGCCCCUCCAGCAUCUCCAGAUAGCAUGUCCCCUAGCCUAGUUCCCAUGCCCAGCUGUACCUAUUCUUCUCAUUUUAUUUAUGCCCUACCUUUCCUCCAAGGAGCUCAAGGUGGCAUACAUAGUUCUCUCCUAUUCUCCACACAAGAACCCUGUGAGCAGGCUAGAGGUCGUUGAGAAAAUGGGAUAUGAUAUUGAUCGCUUCGUAGGUUACGUGAAUGAAGGUCUCCUGUGCUGCAUCUGCCGAGAUGUGUUGGAAGAUCCCUUGCAGGCUCCUUGUGAACAUGCUUUCUGCACUUCCUGCAUACAUGGGUGGCUUGUUCAUCACAGCAACUGCCCAGAAGAUCGUCAGCCGCUUGAUCUGUCUGUCCUUCGACCACUUUACAGAUACAUGAAGAACGAUCUCAAUCAACUCCAGAUUCACUGCAGGAACAGAGAGUGUGGCUGUGAAAUGGUGUGUUCACUGGAAUCCAUUGACCGACAUGAACGCGAGUGUGAAUGCAGCCGGGUCCCCUGUUCAAAUAGCGGUUGCCCAGCUCGGGUUGAAAGACGUAACCUAGACAGCCACUUGGCAGUGUGCGAAUACAGGAGCCGCGAGUGCCCCAAAGGCUGUGGGUAUGCCAUCCUCAGCGCUGAUGAUGCGCAACAUAACUGUGUGGCAGAGCUGAGAACGGAACUAGAACUGCUCAGGUCAGAGAUGAUCUGCCGGAUGGAAGAGGCAAAACAUGAGAUGGAAUCUCGACUAGAUUCUCAAAGGAAGCAUAUGGUGCAAAAGGAGAGUCUUUUGCAAAAUCAGAUUGAAGAGCUAAAGAGCCAGAUGUCCAGGAUGUCGUCUGACAUACGUACCCUGCUGGCAACAGAGAGGCAGCAUCACCAAGAACUGGAGCAGGCACAGCUUGAAAAGCUAGAAUUACUGGAGUUAGUGAAGACUCUCCAGGAAGACUGUUGGUUGACUAGGGAUGGAAGCAAGAAAGCAACACAUGUUCGACCUCUGACCCGACUGGAAAGCAUGAAGUGAAAGCCAUAGGUGGCUGUUAUUUAAGACUGGAUUACUGCAGUCUGGUUUAUGUGGUGUUUCCUUUUGCUGGAUCUGGCAACUGACCAUGAGUGCAGAAUGCUGCAGUCCACCUGCUGACAGCAAUGAGAUUCUGUCAGCAGAUAUCACCUGCUCAGAGAUCUGCACCGAUUGCAGGUUUGUUACCGGACCAACUUCAAGCUGUAUAUAAAGCCCUUAACAGUUAGAAACAGUUUACUUCAGGAAUUGCCUUACCCCGUAUAUUUCUAUUUAGUCAAUUCAGUCUGCAGCACUGGCGCUAUUACAGGUGCACCACACUUGUAAAAAAUAGAUCUUUUUGCAUGGCAGCACCCACACUUGGAACUCCAUGCCUAUUGACAUCAGGCAGGCACCUUCACUGCACUUUUUCCAGUGUCUGCUAAAACAUUUUUGUUCAGGCAAGUUUUUCCAGACAUGAAGUUAACAUUUUGGUCUGUUUUUAGCUUAGCUGUUUAUUUCAAUUAUUUUUGAGUUAUUAAAUUCCUGUCUUAUGGUUUUAUUAUUUUUUAGUUUUACUCUUAGGAAUAAUAAUAAUAAUAAUAAUAAUAAUAAUAAGGUAUGAAGGCAGGGAGAGAACAAAGUUCUGUGUACUCGGGAGAAGAAACAAAAAAGCAAAUAGAAAAAUGAAGGAAUCUAAUGAAACUUGGCUUAAGCCAGGAGAGCCAAGGAGGAACAUACUGCUGCAUCAGGCAGGAAAAAAACCUGAGGGAAAUGGACCAACUUCCCACAAACCUUUGCUCCUGCUUGUGUCAGCUGACAAGAGAUGGCCCAUACCAUUGGCUAUGGUAUCCUAUGAAAUGAAUUGACCUAAUAAAACUAAUAUAACAUGUGCGUGUUGUGUGUGGGUGUAUGUAUAUAUAGAAAUGAAAGCUUAUAGAUUAUGUAUUCUUGAAGUUAAGGACUCAGAUAUUUGGUAAGAGUGCACACUAUACGCAGAGAUGGAAAAUACAUGCAAAGGAAAACAACUGCUACUCAGGCAGCUACAUGCAUGGCUCCACUAUUAAACCUUUUCAUAGAAGCAAGUAGAAGUCACAGGUGACUUCUCCAUCUUGAGUGACUGUUGAUUUUAAUCAUUUUUGAAUGAAUGCUUUUAAAUACCUGUUUUAAAAAAUUGUUUUACUUUAUAUUUUUGUCAACAGCUUAGAGGUGGUUGUUUUACGAUCAAGUGGGUUAUAAACUGUUAAAUAAAACAUUGUUGCCUUGGAA